Messenger RNA from Aspergillus pseudotamarii, 292 nucleotides. RefSeq lists its product as uncharacterized. The record is from RefSeq and is a predicted model, not a curated record. The transcript has a single exon. Lineage: Eukaryota; Fungi; Ascomycota; Eurotiomycetes; Eurotiales; Aspergillaceae. The coding region runs from base 43 to 252 and encodes 69 amino acids.
UUUUUUUUUUUGUAUUCUUUAUUGCAUUAUUGGGGGAGGGAGAUGACGUCCCUCGUUGGAAGUGGUCCCAUCAUCCAAUAUGCUAUCCACAUCAUCGCCUGUUCUUGGUAUAGUUGUUCGAAUCACUGCAAGAUGACCGAUCUCUCGCGACCCCCAAUGACUAGUUUAGUUUCACUUUCUGGAUCUGUUCUGUGCCUUUUUUAUUUUUUUUCUUAUUUUUUAAUUUUAUUUUUUUUUUACUCUGAUUUCUGAUUUAUUUAUUUUUAAUUUUGGGUCUAGUUUUCGAAGCUAA